Molecule: messenger RNA, 768 nt
Organism: Durusdinium trenchii
Lineage: Eukaryota; Dinophyceae; Suessiales; Symbiodiniaceae
Source: the annotation of a GenBank genome assembly
AUGCCACUAAAGCGCAGGUGGAGACCGGUCUGGGGAGGAGGUAGGUGGCAGACUCUGGCAGACGAGUGGGGAGGAGACGUGGGGAGGAGGUAUGGAGGAAACAUGGUCCUUCUGGAUCCCUUCUGGGCAUGUAUGUUCGCGAAUGUGGACAGCGUCACCAAAGCGGCCUCGCGCUUGCGGAGGAAGUACGGAGACGACGAGGAGGCGUUGCAACGGGUGGAGACGGCCAAUCUUUGGAUUAUGACGAAGCUGAUGUCCGAGAAGGAGGAGGCGCUCAAUGCCAAGCAGCAGGCGAACCGCUUGCGGGAGCUCGGCGAUUCCCCCCGCAGGCUCUUCCAGAAGUAUGUGGCCGGCUACAUCCCUCCCGGUGUGCGGCGCAUGAUCGAGCCUCCAAAUACCAAGCACUUCCGCUGGUCGAGCGGACUGCUGGGCGCUUUUGCGCUCAUGGGCCUCUGCGUGCCCACGCAAGCGACGAACUUCAUUGGCCUGGCGGCGGCUUCGGCCAUGGGCCUCGUCUACCAGCGCAACCGACCUGAACCGGUGCGGGACGACAUGGGCAACAUCGGCGCCGUCCAGAAGCCCAACGCCAAAGAGAUGGGUGCGUCCAUUGCGUUGGUGUUGGUGGGGGCCCUGCUGGGCGCUGGGAUGUCCUUGUUGAUCUCCUCGAUGCUGCAGACGGAGUUCCAGGCGUACUUCUGUGCGACGACGUGCUUCGUGCUGUGGCUUUUGGCCCUUUUCUUCAAGGUCUACCAAUGCUUCGACUCAUGA